Messenger RNA from Bombyx mori (domestic silkworm), 1452 nucleotides. RefSeq lists its product as uncharacterized. The transcript has a single exon. The record is from RefSeq and is a predicted model, not a curated record. Bases 110 to 727 code for a protein of 205 amino acids. NCBI's taxonomy places the organism in Eukaryota, Metazoa, Arthropoda, Insecta, Lepidoptera, Bombycidae.
UAGAUUGCAAUAGACAACCGUUUUUUGAAAAAGAUACGGCAGGUAUGCUUAAAGAUCCGCCUCCCUGGGACCUGGAAGCGGAGGCGCUCGCUGCAGACUACGCGUGGCGAUGCGAUCUGCGCUCCAGGGGGGAGCCGCGUCCCGGCGCGGCGGAAGUUCGAGCGCGGAAGCUUCAGUCUCGGCGUGCCGUGCUCGAGGCGUGGUCUCGCUGCCUGGCGGACCCCGCCUACGGGCGACGGACCGUCGAUCGCCUUGUCGUCGGAUCCGCCCGGUCCUCUUGGACUGGGUGAAUCGCGACCGAGGACGUCUCACCUUCCGAGCGGCGCAGGUGCUCACGGGACACGGCUGUUUCGGUCGCUACCUGCACCUCGUCGCCCGGAGGGAGCCGACGCCGAAGUGCCACCACUGCAGUGGCUGCAACGAAGACACGGCGGAGCACACGCUCGCGUACUGCACCGCUUUCGCGGAGCAGCGCCGCUUCCUCGUUGCAAAAAUAGGACCGGACUUGUCGCUUCCGACCGUCGUGGCUACGAUGCUCGGCAGCGACGAGUCCUGGCAGGCGAUGCUCGACUUUUGCGAGUCCACCAUCUCGCAGAAGGAGGCGGCGGAACGGGAGAGGGAGAGCUCUUCUUCCCUCUCGGCGCAGUGCCGCCGCCGUCAGCCGGGGGUCGGAGGAGGGCGUUUGUCCAGCUCCAGCCCCUAUGAGGAGGCAGUCUACUCCCGGUGAUGGUCAUGGGGCGACCUAAGGGGGUUGAGGCUGCGCCGCACGCUACCGUCACUCUAGCGCGCUGGCACCAGGAGGACGGGAUGGCGCGUCGGUAGCUGCGGACUGCGAUGCGGUCCGCAUUUUCGUCGUCGCUGUCGUCGCCGAACAUACUGUUGAAGAGCAACCCGGUCGGCGGUGUAUAAAUAAAUAAAUAAAUUAUAAAUAAAUAUUUAAUAACAAUCACGCCACGUUAACUGGUCCCGUGCUAAGUUCGUAAAGAACUUGUGUUACAGGAAUUUGUGUGUUGUGUUGUGCGUUCCGACCCGGCAGGCUGGUUCUGGCCCAGCGGGGUUUUUGGCAUAAGAAUAAUAUAAAUUUAUCAAAAUAAACCGUAUUGUAUCUGGUAUUACCUUCAUCCCUUCUUGCUAACUCCUUAAUUCGUAAAGUAACUGCUUGUGUUAGGGGUCUUUCUAUUCUCCUCCUCGCGUUGUUUCCUCACUGCUGAGGGUCGUGACCAACAUGUUUCUACAGCAUUUUAUUCCUUGUAAUGUCCCUCCAGCGCCUCCGAAUGGGAUCUCUAGUGUGGUGCGUAUUUGAUCGAACCACUUUGUCGGCCUGCGCCCGCGCGGUCUCUUCCCCUCGACCGUCCCUGUCACGAAUAGUCUCUCUAUCAGAUGUUUUCGGAGUUUUGACAUUUCUAAUACUUAACAGUGUCCGUUGUCGCGGUCGCAUUAAUCGAAGGAAAC